Molecule: messenger RNA, 2601 nt
Organism: Nerophis lumbriciformis (worm pipefish)
Lineage: Eukaryota; Metazoa; Chordata; Actinopteri; Syngnathiformes; Syngnathidae
Source: RefSeq, a predicted model, not a curated record
AUGGUGGCCACCGCUAGAGUGCGGAAGCUCCUCCGACGAUACAAACUCGCGAUUGCGGUCGCUUUUAUGAUCCUCCUCGUUCAAGCUCUGGUCGUGUGGAGCCUGAAAAGUCUGGAAGACAGCGAGACGGGGAAAAAAACUAGAAGAUCGAAACUGCCUGACAACAGCCAGGACUUGUUGAAUGAUGCCACAAUUUUUGCGAGACACAGCCAAUGGCCUAAGAGUUACAGGGGCUUAUGGAGCAGCAGGCUGGAAAGGAAGGGGGACACAGCAACCAGCGCACCAAGACUGGGGACCAGCCAACUACAAGGAAAGCCAGGCAUCAUUCCGAAGAAUCCCCUCGAGCAGGGCCAAACGGGGACAGCCUUGGACGGAGGGGCACCUCAUGACCCAUCUAGUAACUUAAAUGAUAUCAAAGGUGGUGGUGCUGCGUUUCCAGGGGACCCAGGCAGCGUAGAUGGGGCACAGCAAGCUUCCGGCAUUGGUUUUGAGCCCAAAUGUACCAUCAUGAACAAGGAUGCCUGGUCUGCUUUACGCCGUGCAGUCACCAAUCAGUGUCGACAGGAGAUCGCCGACAUUGUGUGCCUGCAUGAGGCCGGGGUGCUCUUACCACAUGCCUUGCCACGAUUCUGCCCUCCUAUCAAUUCGUCAAGUCCCGAGGAGGCACUUGACGUCGAGCUGGACAACAGCCUGGCCGAUGAAGAAAACCCUGUCCGGAUAGCUUUUGUCAUAAUGGUCCACGGCCGCGCUGUACGACAAGUCAAGCGUAUCUUAAAAGCAAUAUACCACUCUGAUCACUUCUACUACAUCCAUGUAGAUCAGAGGUCAGACUACAUGCAUCGGGAGGUCCUCAAAAUAGCCGAGCAGUACCCAAAUGUGCGUGUGACGCCCUGGAGAAUGGUGACCAUCUGGGGUGGUGUCGGUCUGCUAAAGGCGUACCUCCGCGUCAUGGAGGACUUCGUCGCUAUGCCGGAUGUGAAAUGGGAUUUUUUUAUUAAUCUCAGUGGCACAGACUUUCCCACCAGGACUAUUGGUGAGCUGGUUGACUUUUUAGGACCAUACAAAGGCAAGAACUUCCUUAAGGCCCAUGGCAGAGAGGUUAGCCGGUUUAUCAAUAGGCAAGGGAUUGAUCGUCUCUUCUACGAGUGUGAUAACCACAUGUGGCGUGUUGGAGUGCGCAACAUUCCAGAAGGCAUAGAAAUCUCAGGCGGCUCAGAUUGGUUUGCACUCAGCCACCAAUUUGUGGACUAUAUCGCCACCUCAGAGGAUGACUUGGUGUCUGGACUAAAGCUGUUCUACUCCUAUACUUUACUCCCAGCUGAAUCCUUCUUCCAUACCUUGCUUUUGAACAGUCACUUGUGUCACACCUUCAUCGACAACAACCUUCGUGCAACCAACUGGAUUCGCAAACUAGGCUGUAAAUGCCAGUACAGGCACAUUGUGGAUUGGUGUGGCUGCUCUCCCAAUGACUACAAACCUCGCGAACUCAUGCGUAUCCAUCAAAUGUCCCGACCAACAUUCUUUGCACGCAAGUUUGAGUCGUUAGUUAACCAGGAAGCAAUGGAGAUUAUGGACACCCAUCUGUACGGUCAGUACGCACCAGGCACUGUUGCCGUCAAAGCGUACUGGGAGAACAAGUAUGAGCAGCUGGAUGGAUUGCACUCGCUCACUGACGUGGCACUCACUGCUUACACUUCUUUAAUCCGCCUGGGUCUGAAAAAUCUUGCGACAUCUCAACAGACCUGCUGGUUUGAACCUAUAGGCUACCCUUCGUCAGUGUACCUGUACUUCUAUGACGACCACUUUAAAGGGUACUUAAUACAACAGGAGGUUCAGACUGGGGGAUCAAAAGAAAAGGAGUCAAUCCAGAUAUGGGCUGCGCCCCAGGUUAAGUUGAAAAUUGAGCGGUAUCUUCCAGAAUUUGAAAGGCUGAGAAAUGUGCAGGUCAGCACAGAGUGGGAUCCAAAAGAACGAAUAUUGCGUAAUUUUGGCGGGAUCAUUGGUCCGUUUGAUGAACCAUACUCUGUUCAGCAUUGGGGUCGCGGGACCAACAUGACAGUUACUAUGGUGUGGAUUGAUCCUGCCCUGGUGGUGGCAGCCUCUUAUGAUGUCAAAGUGGAUACGGAAGCAGAAUUUACACUGCACAAGCCUCCACUGAAGCGCCCCCUACGGCCUGGCAUUUGGUCGUUACGUGUACUGAAACAGUGGGAGCAGAUGGCAGAAUUUCAAUUCCUUGUCAUCCCUUUGAACUUUAAAAAGAAGGAGCCACUCAAAGAGGAGGACAGCUUGGCAGUGCAUUCAGGUCCAUCUGGAAAUUUUUACACGGAUCAGAGCUUUGAUCACCUGAGUUCCAUCCUGCAGCUACCACCUCAGGAGCCCGCCAUGCUCGAAGCUCAACAAAAUGCCAAAUUGGUGGGGCCUGCCCUUGAAGCGUGGAUUGACGGCUCUGUGGAAACCCUCUGGGUUGUUAACGAGAUGUGCGCCACAGAAAAAUCAUCCUGCGCAGCCUUGCCGCUUUGCUCCAAAACAUCGUGGAGCUCCCUGUCCCCGGACCCUAAGUCUGAACUAGGCCCAGUCAAAAGUGACGGGAGAAUCAGGUAA